Molecule: messenger RNA, 2178 nt
Organism: Lolium rigidum
Lineage: Eukaryota; Viridiplantae; Streptophyta; Magnoliopsida; Poales; Poaceae
Product: peroxisomal fatty acid beta-oxidation multifunctional protein MFP2-like
Exons: 18
Coding region: 7-2178 (723 amino acids)
Biological process (GO): fatty acid beta-oxidation
Cellular component (GO): peroxisome
Molecular function (GO): (3S)-3-hydroxyacyl-CoA dehydrogenase (NAD+) activity; NAD+ binding
Source: RefSeq, a predicted model, not a curated record
GCGGCGAUGGCGGCGAAUGGAAGAACGGAGAUGGAGGUCGGUGCCGACGGCGUGGCCGUCCUCACCAUCUGCAACUCACCGGUCAAUGCUCUCUCCGUCGAAGUCUUGCUGGGCUUCAGGAAAAGCUAUGAAGAAGCUCUUCGGAGAAAGGAUGUCAAAGCUAUUUAUUUUACAGGGAAUAGAGGGACAUUUUCUGGAGGAUUCGACAUUGCUUCAUUUUGUGCUAUUCAGAGUGGAAAAUUACAGCAGCCAAAGGUUGGUUACAUAUCGAUAGAGUUUUUCACUGAUUUUAUGGAAGGAGCAACAAAGCCUUCGGUAGCUGCAGUUGAUGGUCUUGCUCUUGGUGGAGGACUGGAGGUUGCCAUGGCAUGCCAUGCGCGCAUUUCAACCCCCAAUGCUCAAUUUGGUCUUCCGGAACUUCCGCUUGGAAUCAUUCCAUGUUUUGGAGGAACACAACGACUCCCACGUCUUGUUGGACUCACAAAGUCACUUGAAAUGAUUUUACUAUCCAAGCUCAUAAAGGGUGAAGAGGCACUCCAACUGGGUCUUAUUGAUUCCAUAGUUUCUCCUAAUGAUCUGGUGAAUGCUGCUCGUCGUUGUGCAUUGGAUAUCUGUGAACUUAAAAGGCCAUGGAACAGAAGCCUUUACAAGACCGACAAACUAGUACCCGUUGGCGAGGCUAGGGAGAUUCUUGGGUUUGCAAGGGCUCAAGCUAGAAAGCGGGCUCCCAAUCUGAAGCACCCACUUGUUUGUAUUGAUGUCAUUGAAGAAGGAAUAGUUUCAGGGCCUCGAGCUGGGCUCUGGAAGGAAGCAACUGCUUUCCAGAGCCUUCUUUUCUCGGAUACAUGCAGAAGCUUACUUCAUGUAUUCUUCUCUCAACGGGCAACAUCAAAGGUUCCUGGUACUACGAACUUGGGGUUGAUGCCUAGAAAAGUAGCGAGAGUCGCCAUUGUAGGUGGUGGACUUAUGGGUUCUGGAAUUGCAACCACAAUGAUACUAAGUAACUAUCCUGUGCUACUUAAAGAAGUAAGUGAGGAACUUCUUAAUGUUGGCAUUGACAGGAUAAAAGACAAUUUGCAAAGUCGUGUUAGAAAAGGGAAAAUGACCAAGGAGAGAUAUGAGAAGGCUCUCGCUCUUGUGACUGGUACCCUUGGUUAUGAAAAGUUCAAAGAUGUGGAUUUAGUUAUAGAGGCUGUUAUUGAGAAUAAGAAAAUGAAGCAACAAAUAUUCGUUGACUUGGAGAAGUAUUGCCCUUCCCAUUGCAUCCUUGCAACUAACACAUCCACAAUUGAUCUCAAUCUCAUCGGAGAGAAAACAAAGUCCCAAAACCAUAUUGUCGGUGCACACUUCUUUAGUCCAGCGCACACAAUACCACUUCUGGAAAUAAUUCGUACCCAGCAAACCUCAGCGCAAGUUAUUGUUGACUUGCUGGAUGUCGGGAAGAGAAUCAAGAAGACACCCAUAGUGGUCAGAAAUUGUAGCAGUUCCACGGUUAACAGGGUAUUCUUAAAUUACACUCAGUCAGCACUCUUGCUUGUUGAUUGUGGCAUGGAUGUCUAUAAGAUUGACCGUGCAUGUACAAACUUUGGAAUGUCGAUGGGCCCAUUCAGGGAUGCUGAUGGUGUUGGUUUUUGUGUUUUUGUGGCCACUAUGAAGCAGUACCUUGAGAACUUCCCAGAGAGGGCCUACAACUCUGUGCUAAUUCAUCUGAUGAUGGAGGACAACAGGGAAGGUGAAGCCACUGGCAAGGGGUUUUACAACUAUGAGGCCAAGAGGAAGGGAACUCCUGAUCCUGAAAUUAUGAAAUACAUUCAGAAAGCUAGGAGCAUGACAGGAGUCACACUAUACCCUGAGUUGAUGGACCUAAGCGAGAAGGAUUUAGUUGAGAUGGUGUUAUUCCCAGUGGUAAAUGAAGCAUGCCGUGUCCUUGAUGAGGGCAUUGCAGCCAAAGCUUCUGAUCUUGACAUCGCCUCAAUCUUCGGCACAGGAUUCCCACCUUAUAGGGGAGGCGUCAUGUUAUGGGGAGAUUCCAUGGGUGCAAAGUACAUCCACGACAAAUUAGAGGAGUGGGCGAAUCGCUACUGUGACUUUUUCAGGCCUUGCUCCUACCUUGCUGAAAGAGCAGCAAAAGGAAUUCAACUGAGUGCAGCAGCAGAUCAAGUCAAGGCUCGGCUAUAG